Messenger RNA from Musca domestica (house fly), 4394 nucleotides. RefSeq lists its product as uncharacterized. The coding region runs from base 353 to 4270 and encodes 1305 amino acids. The record is from RefSeq and is a predicted model, not a curated record. The transcript is spliced from 5 exons. NCBI's taxonomy places the organism in Eukaryota, Metazoa, Arthropoda, Insecta, Diptera, Muscidae.
ACCAGUUGUCUAAACCAUCGGCCGGGCAAACGUGCAUUAAACUUGAAAGCAAACGGCCACAGCUACGCGCAUGCGCGUUUACGUCUUACAUUAUUAUUUAACAGCGAGCGGGUAAACCCACAUUUCUUUGUGGGCUACGACGACAACAAAAAGUAACAACUUAAAAUAAAAGCAAAAGUGAAACAGACGGGAAAACAAAAGUCAAGUAGCUUGUUUUCCAUCUCAAUUGGCUUUUGCUGACUCCAGUAUAACAGAAUAAUCAUCACUGGAUAGUGUACCAGCAGCAGCAGACGUCAACGCCAUCAUCAUCAUCGUCAUCGUGUCUCAUUGUUGUCAUCAGACAAAUGUCAAAAUGUUUCGUUUGUUGUUACCAACAACAGCCGGCAAGCAACAACAAAUUGCCAUACUAAUUAUAUCAUUUUUUCUCUACGUUGAUGGCAUACGUAAUGAGGGUAGCAAUAUGUUGCCGCUCCAGCAGCAGCAGCAACAACAGCAACAGCCAAUUGAAAAUUCCAAUUAUCAAAGUUCCUCACCAUCCAAAACGGCCUUUAAAGCUUCACCUUUAAUAGAAUUUACACUGGACGAUGUUACCAUACCACACAUGACACAGGAUGGUGGUAGGCCAUCAUUUGAGUCUGCCAAAUAUCCCAACAACAAUUUACCCUCAACACCCACUGCCGCCAAUGAGCAGCCCAACGAUAACGGAAAUGAUAAUCGCCGCAUUUCCACAUCGUACACAAAUGGCGAAAAGCAAUUCUCAUUUUCUAAUGAGCAGCAGCAGCAACGGCCAACUCAAUUUCAACAACAACAGCAACACCAGUUCGCCCAACAUCUGACCGAAACGCCAAUUUAUAUUUACAAGGAUCCAUAUACAAAUGAAAAUUAUCAUUAUACACCAACUGAGCCCAGUUACAACAGGGAUGUGGUGUUGGCAUCCUCACCAGCAACAUAUAAUCAGCAAGCGGACAAUUUUAACAUUCAGAAUUACAACUCGGCUCCCUCUGGCCCCCAAGAUAAUCAAGAAUAUUUGGUGCAUUCAAGCAUGAUAGUUGGCACGCAACAGCAACAACAAUCGGGUGCCUUUUCCCUGCCCCCUGCCAACAAGGAUGUAUAUCUCAAACGUCCUGGCCAAGUAUACGAUGAAAGCUACAUUCCACAUCCCAAUGCCGUCAUUGAAAAGAAAUCCGAGGUUGCAUCGACGAAGAAAGCAAAUAAAAUAUCUUACGAUUCGCAUGAUUAUCCGCCGCCAAGUUAUCACCAGCUACAGACAUCGAAUUUCUUGCCCACACCCAAUCCGGAAGGUCCAGCCAGGGCAACACCGCCACCGCCAGUUAUUAGGGACACACCACCUCCACCUUUGAGGGCCACACCACCUCCACCUCCCGCAUCAUACUCCCCCUCGCCUAACUAUUUUGCCCGACCAACUUCAGCACCACCAGCCUAUGUUACACCCCGUCCAUCCUACAGCGAUGAAUAUAGACCUAAACCUCCCAGCUCGCCAUUUGGCCAACAAUAUUUGCAAUCAUCGCAGAAUGUCUUACCUAAUUAUGUAAACAAUUUGGAUAAUUAUUUAUCGAACCAACAGCAAACACAGUAUUACCGGCCCGAGCAGGCAGCUGCUCCCCCACCACCCUCAUCGCAGUAUCCCCAAUAUGAAGAAACCAUACCACCUCCAUACAGGCAACCACCUCAACAGCAGCAACAAUAUCAACCAUCCUCUUACCCACCCUUUGAACAACAGCAUCAACAACGUCCACAAUAUCCCACAACAUCCCAGUAUCCCAGUAAUGGACCUCCCUCCCACCAAUCCCAACCUCCAUUCUCAUCAAGACCUUCGUACAAUAAUUAUUAUGACUAUCAGAUUGGUGAAGUACCACCCCAGACACAAGGAGCUUUUAAUUACCCCUAUCCAAGACCGCCACCACCACCACAAUCGAAUGGCCCCUAUAGACCUCCAUAUGUGCCACCGCCCACCACCCAACAACCAAGUGGUUUGGCCACUCUCGUCCAGUAUGCACCGCAGUUCACUUCCUUACUUUUGGGCGGCGGAGGAGGUUCUUCCUCGAACACUAAUAAUCCAUUAGGUAGCUUGUUAGGUGUACUAACGGGUGCCGGCAACAAUCCGCAAUCGUCUUCUUCUUCUUCACCAUCAUCGUCGUCAUCGCUGCUCAAUCGUAGACCCAUCAACUCCCAGCUCAUUAAGGCAUUGGAGAACAUUGCACGCAAUGACGAUUUGCAAUGUGUGCCAAAGGUUUUGUGCCAAAUGAUUGCUUCGCAAACACAGCGUGGCCAGCUGCCCAGUUUUAUAACCUCACCGGCCAUAACCAACUUCCUGGCUGCAUUCCCUGCCUCAUCUCCAGCCUUGAUUUACGGACGUGCAGCCCUGCUGGGUAUUAGUGGCGGGGACAGGAGUUGUCAUCAAACCUAUGUGAAAUGCCCCAAAAAUGAGAUCGAAAUCAUUAAUUAUUUGAAUAAUUAUCGUGGUGGUUUCUUUAAAUUCUUUAGCGAACCGGAUGACCAAACGCUUAAUCAACAAAACGGAAAUCAUGAUUCAUUCCAGUCUGGCGGAGCCACAUCAUUGUUUAGCAUUCUGUCGGCAUUGACAGGAACCCCAACACAGCCACAGGUUACAACACCACGGCCAAGACCCAAGCCCCAGCCAACUGCAGCAUCUUCUGAUAUAACCGAGACCAUAGGUAAUUUCUUUACCAAUCUAUUGUCCGAUUACAUGGGUGGUGGGGCUGUUGUGGAGUAUCAAAGGAGAAGCGCCAGAAGGAAACGAAGUGUGGCCGAGAAACGGGUACGUUUCGAGGAAGACGAUGAUGAUGAAAAGUUCAACUUCGAUGAAGACUACAAUGAUGAGGAGGACACCGAUGAUACAGAGAAGAAUGUUGAAUUCCAAUAUGAACCGGAGGAAGAGAAUGGUGAGAAAAGUGGUUCCGAGUCCAGAGUGAUACAUCGUUUAACUUUGCCAAAAGAGAAACGCUUGAAAUUUUUCCCCGACAGCGAUGACAAGACAGAUGGUGGUGGUAAUCACUACAAUGAUGAGGAGGAACACCUGAGGAAAGUUAUUGAAAAAUUUAAUGAAUUUAAUAAGGGAAGAAAACUAAAGUUUCCGGCUGAUACUUCGGAACGGGAAUAUAUUGAUGUGGCGGCAGAGUAUUUGAGAGGUGGCAAACAGCUGGAUUUCAAUUCAAAGGAACAAGAAGAACAACAACAAGUGAACUAUGGCCAUCAAUAUAACAACUAUGAGCAGGAAAGUUAUGUCAAGGAUGACGAUUCAAAGAAAAUUAAGUUCUAUGACGAUCCCGAGGAGAAAAUGUCCAUAAGUGACCACAGCAAAGAAUUAAGGGAUUUACGGGUGGCUGAAAGCCAUCACACUGGUAAGAAAAUUAGAUUCCCAGAACGAGAACCAAAAAUUUUAAAUAGGCCUAAUUAUGCGGCCUCAUUUUCCUAUCAGCAGCAGCAGCCCUCACCCCCGGAGUAUGAAGAAACUGAAGAUCAUCAAAGACCCAAUUACUACAAAGAAUUAGAGGAGGAGCAACAAGCCAAUCUGUAUAACAAUCAAGCUGAUUAUGGCGAAUCCUCCAACCCCUAUGACUAUAAUCAAUAUCAGGCCCCAUCGAGACCUCAAAACUAUUAUGGCUACCAUCAGGGUCUUCCGCCCAGCAGUGUUGGCAUCUACAAUACCCACUUGACUUCCUUGAAUUCGGUCAACAAUUAUGUUAGCAAUACGGCCACAAAUCUCAACUAUUUUGUAACCACCCAGUCGCCAUCGAAUUCAGGUGGCAGUGCCAAUUACUUUUUGCCCACACCUGCUCCAGACACUGCCGAUGAGGAUAAUAAUUAUGAUAAUAAUUUGUAUAACAAUGACAAUAAUUUGGCAACAAAUCAAAAGGACUACAACUCAAAUUAUGACAGCAACAACAACAAUUAUUACUACAACAAAUAUCACAAAUACACCAACAGCAAUAGCCACAAAUACAACAGAUAUCAAACGUAUACCACUACCAAUUCAAAUAAUUUGAAUUCUCAAACUUACAACAGCAAUAGAUAUAGGCCAGCCUACAACAGGCCACAGAGUGAUGUUUCCAAUACCAAUAACAACAGCAAUAAUGUUUACAAUCGUUAUCAUUCCUCCUUGUACCAGAGGCGUACGACGACGACAACCACCACCCCCAGACCGAAUGACAAUAAUAUCUAUGUCACCAAUGCAAGAGGUGAAACCGAAUACUAUAUCCGACCAGAUGGCCGUAAAGUUUAUUUAUAAAAUUUAAUUAACUCCUCAUUUGUAUGCAUUUUAUGUAAAUUGGUGCGGUUUAUUGUGUAUUUAUUUAAACAAAGUAGUCUUAAAUGCAUUUAUGUAAAUAAUAUUCGAUAUAGUUUAAUAAUAA